Messenger RNA from Trichobilharzia regenti, 250 nucleotides. Lineage: Eukaryota; Metazoa; Platyhelminthes; Trematoda; Strigeidida; Schistosomatidae. The record is from the annotation of a GenBank genome assembly.
GUGGACGAAGGUCUUUCCAACAUUCUGAGGCAUCUAGCAAGCUAUACCGCCUAUUCACUUUACAAAAGCAUCAAGAGGCUUCCUGAAAUGAAAGUUACGGGUUGCACAGAAGCAUUUAUGGUAUUCGAAGGUGACAGAAACUCCGUUGUGGACAAACGUGACUGCAGCUGCAGAUGUUUUCAAAACAGCAAUAUGCUAUUGCCAUGCCGUCAUCUAGUUCAUACUAAAUGUCAUAUAUAUACCAGUCUGG